This is a messenger RNA of Hypoxylon trugodes, 1698 nucleotides long. RefSeq names its product L-lactate dehydrogenase. The transcript is spliced from 4 exons. Gene Ontology annotation, molecular function: oxidoreductase activity; FMN binding. The coding region runs from base 298 to 1578 and encodes 426 amino acids. NCBI's taxonomy places the organism in Eukaryota, Fungi, Ascomycota, Sordariomycetes, Xylariales, Hypoxylaceae. The record is from RefSeq and is a predicted model, not a curated record.
UAUCACCAGAGUAUAAACCGGGUUAACUUAACUAAAAACGGGUGCGGAUUGCUUAUUGUGAUCGUUAACUCUAUUGCCGCGUCAUAUCCUGGGAAUCGGGAACAAAUCAAUGACAAUUAGUUGAUGUCAUCGGACAUCUCCCGGCACCGUCUAUCGGGGCCCUUUCCUUGUUCUAAGAAGGAUAUAAAAUAAACAUUAACUUCGAUAAUAAAUCAAUAUUGAAGUCACCAAAGAACCAUAGGCAAUUCAUCGAGAAUAAAGACCAAAGUUUACCCCUAACCCCUUUUUUACGCGACCAUGAGCGACCCAAAUAACCCCAACAUUCAGCAACGCAGCACGCCGCAAUGGGCACUCUACCAAAGAGAACUAUUUUGGGCCCCGAACGAUGAUAAACAUGCACCGUUUAACACACACCCCGACAAGCUCAGGGAGACAGCCAAGGAACGCCUGAGCCAGUCCGGAUGGCACUACGCAUCCUGCAACGCAGGCCUCUCAUGGACGCACUACGCCAACCGUCAAGCAUUCUACCGACACCAAAUCAUCCCACGUAUGCUAGUCGACACAAACCACCGGGACACCGCAACCACCAUCUUCGGCCACCGGGUCUCGGCCCCCAUCGGCUUCGCUCCGAUCGGGAUUAACCGAAUCUACCACGCGACCGGCGAACUUUCACCCGCCAAAGUCGCCGGGGAGUUAAACCUUCUAUACUGUUUAAGUUCAGCCGGUAGCUACAGCAUCGAAGACGUCGCUAAGGCUAACGGAGACGGAAGUCCGCGUUUUUUCCAAUUAUACUGGAGUCCCGAUGAUAGCGUCGCGUUAUCGAUGCUUAAACGCGCUGCGGAUAAUGGGUAUACGGCUUGUAUGCUGACGACGGAUACUUGGCAGUUGGGCUGGCGACAUGAUGAUGCUGCGCAUGGGAAUUAUGCGUUUUAUCACGAGCACGGGGCUGGUGACCUUGGAUUGCAAGAUCCGGCUUUUUUGAACCGGCUGCGUGAGGCUAAACUCGAUGCAUCGGAUCCGAAGGAUAAGAAACGCGUUGGCGCGGAUUGGAUUGAUAAGCAUAUUUGGCAUGGACAGGCGUUCUCAUGGGAGCGGAUCCCGUGGCUCAUGGAGAAUUGGAAGAAAUUGAGUGGUGGGAAGCCGUUUUGUAUUAAGGGUAUUCAGAGCGUGGCAGAUGCAAAGAAGGCGGUUGAGCUUGGUGUUGAUGGGAUUGUGGUUUCGAAUCAUGCCGGACGACAGGUUGAUGGGGCGAUCGCGAGUUUAGAUGCGCUGGAGAAGAUCGCGGAGGCCGUCGGAGAUAAGAUUUAUAUUAUGUACGACUCAGGAAUUCGCGGCGGAGCCGACGUCUUCAAGGCACUUGCGCUCGGCGCCAAGUUCGUGUUUAUCGGACGCCUAUGGGUGUAUGCCUUGAGCUCCGGCGGUGAAGAGGGCGUGAGACACGUUCUAAAGGGUCUAUUGGCAGAUUUUGACAUAUUGAUGAACGUCGCAGGGUAUCCCGACUUGAAGGGUAUCAGCCGGGAUGCAUUAGACUCGCUGCCAAAGGGUGCUUACUUCCCUUCUACUACCGAGAUGGCUUGAACGCCGAAUAUCUUGGGUAGGAUUUACGAUAGGGGAGGAUAAAUAGCUUGCGAAUUGUUGAUUUCUCGAUCACGUAGCAAAUAGGGUCGAAUAGCUGACAAAGGGAAUAUUGAUUGUGUC